Insectozyma verbasci is the source of this 693-nucleotide messenger RNA. The record is from the annotation of a GenBank genome assembly. NCBI's taxonomy places the organism in Eukaryota, Fungi, Ascomycota, Pichiomycetes, Serinales, Debaryomycetaceae.
AUGACUUCAAUUUAUGGGUUUGACAAGAUUGAAAGAGAUGUUGAAAAGGCAAUUCCAAAUAAGAGGCCACCAACUGCUCAAUUAAACACUGAAUUACCAUUAAAGAAACCAUUACUGAAAUUUAUCCACGAUUAUGCAAAGGAGAAAUUACCAAUUGAAGCAUUUAAUCAUUCAGUUAGAGUUUAUCUAUAUAGUUUAGCUAUUAUUCAUGAUCAAUUUCCAGAUUGGAAAUUAGAUCAUGAAGUUAUUUUUGUCACUAGUUUAUUACAUGACAUUGGUACAACAGAUCAUAAUUUAAAAGCAACUAAAAUGUCAUUUGAAUUUUAUGGUGGUAUAAUAAGUAGAGAUUUGAUUUUAAAGCAAACGGAUUGUAAUCAAGAGUUUGCAGAUGCUGUUACUGAAGCGAUUAUAAGACAUCAAGAUCUUGGUGAAUCUGGAUAUAUUACUACAUUGGGUUUAAUUUUACAAAUUAGUACAAUUUUAGAUAAUGUUGGUAAAAAUACUGAUUUAAUUCAUAAAGAUACAUUAAAUGUAAUCAAUAAGAAAUAUUCAAGAGAAGGUUGGUUAUCUUGUUUUGCUAAUGUUAUUGAAAGUGAAAAUAAGCUAAAACCAUGGAGUCAUACUACAAGUUUAGGUAUAAAUGAUUUUAAAAGUGGUGUCUUAGGAAAUAAAGUUAACUAUGAGAAAUUAUAA